Molecule: messenger RNA, 1855 nt
Organism: Danaus plexippus (monarch butterfly)
Lineage: Eukaryota; Metazoa; Arthropoda; Insecta; Lepidoptera; Nymphalidae
Gene: Cdk4
Product: cyclin-dependent kinase 4
Exons: 7
Coding region: 218-1201 (327 amino acids)
Biological process (GO): protein phosphorylation; signal transduction; G1/S transition of mitotic cell cycle
Cellular component (GO): cytoplasm; nucleus; cyclin-dependent protein kinase holoenzyme complex
Molecular function (GO): cyclin-dependent protein serine/threonine kinase activity; ATP binding; cyclin binding
Source: RefSeq, a predicted model, not a curated record
GUGUUCCUUAUACCCCCUCGCCGGUUUCCCCUCUUAAGUUAUCCGACACAAAAGUUCAGACCAAACUUGUAAAGUUUAUCGUAAAUUUAGUUUAAAGUGUUUUUCCUUAUGUUGUGAGUGUUUAUAAUGUAGUGUUAGUGCCAAACAGUUGAAACUAAUAGCAUUUAAUUAUAUAAGUAUUUCCUAAGCCAAAUUAGUGAGACUAUUGUGAUUUAUUAUGUCAACUUCUAGUGGUAGUAGUUCCUCCCAGAGCCCCCCUACUAUGGCCUCUAUUAGUGAUGUUAGCGCUUUAUUUCAGACAGCAAAAAAAUACGAAGAGCUCAAUGUUAUCGGAACAGGUGCAUAUGGUACCGUGUACAAAGCUAGAGACCUCCAUAACGGCGGUCAGAUAGUUGCAAUGAAGAAAGUCAAAGUAGCAUUAACGGAAGACGGUAUACCCUUGUCCACAUUGAGGGAGAUUGCCUUGUUACGACAGCUGGAGGCCUAUAGACAUCCCAAUAUAGUCAGGCUCCUGGAUGUAUGUCAUGGCGGUCAGUCUUCAGAGCGUGAUCACCAACUAGUGCUGUUCUUAGUAUUUGAGCAUGUGGAACAAGAUCUAGACUCCUUCCUCAAGAGAGCACCUGGACCGCUUUCAGAGAACAGAAUAAGAAGCAUGUCAUAUGACAUCCUGUCCGGGGUGGACUUCCUCCACUCACACCGCAUCGUGCACCGCGACCUGAAGCCUCACAACCUGCUUGUCACAUCCAACGGCCGCGUCAAACUGGCUGACUUCGGACUCGCCAAGACUUACGACACCGAGAUGAAGCUGACCAGUGUGGUGGUGACCCUGUGGUACCGUCCCCCUGAGGUGCUCCUGGGUCUGUCUUACAACACGGCGGUGGACGUGUGGUCCGCGGGCGCUGUCCUGGCUCAGCUCCACACUCGAGCUCCUCUGCUGCCCGCCAGCUGCGACUCCGAACAAUUGCACGCCAUAUUCAGGCUGAUAGGCCGUCCACCUCGCGAGGAGUGGCCGGCUGGUGUGUGCAUAAUGGCUGAGAGCUUCCCUGACUAUCCACCCAAGGACCUGGCCGCUGUCCUGCCCAGGGUCCAUCCGCACGCACUGGACCUCAUUAAGGGUAUGCUAGUCUUCGAUCCCGCCAAACGUCUCACGGCCUUGGACUGCCUCGAGCAUCCAUACUUCACGGAAGAACCCCUCAACUAGACACUACAACCAUAAAUGUAUAGCCAAUGAGACGAGAUAAGAAAUGUAAACGAAAUUUGUUAAAUUCACAACAAUUUUUAGCAAUUUCUAUUUAUACCAUCUAAAGGUAAUUAAAUGUUUAUCGUCAAUGAGAAAAUAUCUAUGGAUUUUAAUUCGAAAUCCAUAUAAUUAAUUCUAUCAACAUUUCAAUCACAAAGAGUUUAUUCAAUUAUUUACAAAAUUUAUCUCGUUUCGUUGUCCAUAUUAAAUGAUUUAUUGUAUAAAUACUUCUCAAUGCAUACAUUGACAAAUGGUCUCAUAUGUUGUAAUACUUAUUACGUAUAGUAUAUACACUAUAGCUCAGUCGUGACACUGACGGUGAGCGACACGUCGCAGGUUCGAACCCGUUCCUUACACAUUAAAUAUCUUUAAGAUAACACUAGAUAGUUGACAAGUGCCUUAGUUUUAAGAUUAUGUAUAGUUUUUUAGAAUUUUUUAAUAUGCCCACCAAACUGUAACCAUAUAUAUUUUUGUAAGCUAUUUUCUAUGAGAUGGAAGACCACCGUCCGUCCGUGUGUACUGUUUAUAUAUGAUAAAAUUGAUUCAUCUAUUUUUAUAAGAUCUUAUGUUCCUUAAAUAUAAAUAAGGUAUGGAAUAAAAUGAGAAACAAUCAGU